Messenger RNA from Xiphias gladius (swordfish), 1777 nucleotides. It is a transcript of the gene nsdhl, whose product is annotated as NAD(P) dependent steroid dehydrogenase-like. Bases 295 to 1353 code for a protein of 352 amino acids. Gene Ontology annotation, biological process: steroid biosynthetic process. Gene Ontology annotation, molecular function: 3-beta-hydroxy-Delta5-steroid dehydrogenase (NAD+) activity. The transcript has 7 exons. The record is from RefSeq and is a predicted model, not a curated record. Lineage: Eukaryota; Metazoa; Chordata; Actinopteri; Istiophoriformes; Xiphiidae.
UCCCCUUCGUGCUGAGCGGUAGCUCCACCAAUCACAAGGGCCGGUCUCUCUCAGCUGAUCCCCACGGUCCGUGGUUUUGUACGCGGUGCAAGUUGCCCGCAACGACUGCGGGCGAGUUGUGCGAGUGGAGUUAAAACGUACGUGCCUCUUCGGUUAAAAGGCGGCACAUUUAUGGACUGCGUGUUGUGUACUUUUCAUCACUGACUAUUCUACUCGCAAACAAAAGUCUUUUCGCCACAGCGCCCGCCGGCCGUGCGGUAUUUUCGCUCACCUGUUGGUCACCCCUCGCUCAUCAUGGCCACGCGUGUUCGACCGAGCAGCAAGCGGUGUGCGGUCCUCGGGGGGUCCGGCUUCCUGGGCAGGCACCUGGCGGAGAAGCUGCUGGACCGCGGCUACUCCGUUUCUGUGUUUGACAUCCGCCAGAGCUACGAGCUGCCCGGUGUCACCUUCCACCAGGGAGACCUCUGCGACCAACAGGCUCUGCUGCCAGCUCUCAGGGAUGUGUCCCUGGUCUUCCACUGUGCCUCGCCGGCCCCUGGCAGCGACAACCGUGCGCUGUUCGAGAGCGUCAACAUUCAGGGCACACGCACCGUCAUCCAGGCCUGCAUCGAGGCCGGAGUGCAGAAAUUGGUCCUGACCAGCAGUGCCAGCGUGGUGUUUGAAGGCACGGACAUUAAGAAUGGGAGAGAGGACCUGCCGUAUGCCAAGAAGCCCAUCGACUACUACACAGAGACCAAGAUCGAACAGGAGAAGGUGGGAGAGCGGUAUUUUCAAUUGGUCCUCGCGGCUUGUGACAAGAAGAAGGGUUUCCUCACGGUUGCCAUCCGGCCUCAUGGCAUCUUUGGCCCUCGGGACCCACAGCUGGUUCCUAUCCUGGUGGAUACGGCUCGCAGGGGCAAGAUGAAGUUCAUCAUUGGUGAUGGGGCCAACUUGGUGGAUUUCACCUUUGUGGAGAAUGUAGUUCAUGGACACAUCCUGGCUGCUGAGUGCCUGAGGCCGGACUCCCCUAUAUGUGGUAAACCAUACCACAUCACCAACGACGAGCCAGUUAGAUUCUGGGACUUCAUGUCUGAGGUGUUGGUGGGGCUGGGAUAUGCCGCUCCACGCUACCACCUCCCCUACACCCUCGUUUAUGGGCUGGCCCUGCUCCUCUGGCUGCUGGCCCUGAUCCUGCGCCCCCUAGUGUCCUUCAAACCCACUUUUACUCCAAUGAGAGUGGCUCUGGCUGGAACGCACCACUACUACAGCUGUGAACGUGCCAAGCGGGACAUGGGCUACAAACCGGUGGUCAGUCUGAAGGAAGGGAUCGCCCGUACAGUGCAGAGCUACCCUCACCUCAGACAAGGGGCUUGAUGGGUGAAUGGAGAUAAAGACUGUUGAGACACGUAAUGCUGUGGAUGUUAGUACAGUUAUGCUCAUGGUGAGAACGAGGUGAUCGGGUCACACCGAAUGGACAAAUGAAAAUGAGGAGACAGUUUAUCUUUAUCCAUACAUCACAAUGUGUAGCAUUUCUGUGCCUUUUCAACAUCUAUGUAGGAUUUUCGCCAGCAGAUGGCAGCAGACGGUCCUGGUUUUGGGUAACACAUUGCAGUAUGAUAUUACACAAGUUUUGAAGCACUUAGCAAACAGUUUAUGUCAACUGAAAUAUGAACUUACACUUUGCAAACUGCAAAGAAUUACAAAUGUUCUUGUUCAGUUUUCAUGCUUCACUGUACACAGAUUGAGAUACUGCUGAAAAUGCCUUAAUAAAUUCCAUUAAAUGAUGGUUCUCCUGAUA